This is a messenger RNA of Lasiosphaeria miniovina, 1508 nucleotides long. Its product is annotated as cellulose 1,4-beta-cellobiosidase. The transcript has 3 exons. The record is from RefSeq and is a predicted model, not a curated record. The coding region runs from base 137 to 1441 and encodes 434 amino acids. Gene Ontology annotation, molecular function: hydrolase activity, hydrolyzing O-glycosyl compounds. Lineage: Eukaryota; Fungi; Ascomycota; Sordariomycetes; Sordariales; Lasiosphaeriaceae. Gene Ontology annotation, biological process: carbohydrate metabolic process.
UAUAAGUAGCAGGCGAGGCAGCACGUCCAGUCUCGACAGACUCCAGCCACAGGUCUAGGUCUACAGUUGUACCCGAGUUACCCAGAUUGCCAAGAGCUGCCUGUAAGAGCUGCCUGUCGUGAAAACCACCAGCAUCAUGCAUUCCAAGCUUGCUGUCCUCACGUCGCUGCUCGCGUCAGUGGUCAAUGGCCAGGGCGUAGGCACCCAGCAGACGGAGACGCACCCAAAAAUGACAUGGCAAAAGUGCUCCGGCAAGGGCAGCUGCACCAACCAGAACGGCGAGAUCACCAUCGACGCCAACUGGCGAUGGCUGCACGACAAGGGCGGGUACUCCAACUGCUACACGGGCAACACUUGGAAUGACACGGCCUGCACGACCAACGCCAAGUGUGCCUCGCAAUGUGUGGUCGACGGCGCCGACUACACUGCCACCUACGGCGCUUCCACGUCUGGGAAUGCUCUGACGCUCAAGUUUGUCACCAAGGGCCAGUACGCCACCAACAUCGGCUCCCGCAUGUACCUCAUGGCCAGCCCAACCAAGUACGCCAUGUUCACGCUGCUGGGCAAUGAGUUCACCAUGGACGUCGACGUCAGCAAACUGCCGUGCGGCUUGAAUGGCGCCGUCUACUUCGUCAGCAUGGACGAGGACGGCGGUAUGAGCAAGUAUUCGGGCAACAAGGCCGGUGCAAAGUACGGCACCGGCUACUGCGACUCGCAGUGCCCCCGAGACUUGAAGUUUAUCAACGGCCAGGGCAACGUCGAGGGGUGGAAGGCCUCGUCCAACGACGCCAACGCCGGCGUCGGCGGCACAGGGUCGUGCUGCGCCGAAAUGGACAUCUGGGAGGCCAACAGCAUCUCGACGGCCUUCACGCCCCACCCCUGCAAGAACUCGGCGCAGCACUCGUGCAAGGGCGACGACUGCGGGGGCACGUACUCGGCAUCGCGGUACGCAGGCGAUUGCGACCCCGACGGGUGCGACUUCAACGCGUACCGCAUGGGCGUGCACGACUUCUACGGCCCCGGGAUGACGGUCGACACCAACAAGAAAUUCACCAUCGUGACCCAGUUCCACGGCUCGGGCACCACGCUCACCGAGAUCAAGCAGUUCUACGUGCAGGGCGGCAAGCGCAUCGACCUGCCCAACCCCACGUGGCCCGGCCUGACGGGCAACAGCUUGACGCCCGACUUUUGCAAGGCCCAGAAGCAAGUCUUUGGUGACGGGGACCACUUCAACGAGAUUGGCGGCUUCGACGUGAUGGCCCAGGCCCUGGCCAAGCCCAUGGUGUUAGUUCUUUCGCUGUGGGAUGACCACUACUCCAACAUGCUCUGGCUCGACUCGACAUACCCGACCGAUGCCGACCCGUCGACGCCCGGCAAGGGCCGCGGCACCUGCGACACCAGCAGCGGCGUGCCCUCCGACGUCGAGUCCAAGAAUGCGUGAGUCGUCCAGCACUUACUGUGCAUCCAUUACCCCUUUAAUAAUAAUGGCGUGUGGAUACUGACCUGCC